Molecule: messenger RNA, 2945 nt
Organism: Cherax quadricarinatus
Lineage: Eukaryota; Metazoa; Arthropoda; Malacostraca; Decapoda; Parastacidae
Source: RefSeq, a predicted model, not a curated record
GAGCGUAGAGCGGUGGAGGGGCGUCACUCGGCCGUCAGCCGCAGCCCAGACCAGCCGCACCUCCUAAGACAGGCUCUAGACACGCUCAGGAGUGCCGCCGUGGUAGCCUGAGACUAACACCAGCACCCCGUGUCACAGAGUUGCUAACCUCACCCAAGUUCUUCUCUGUCCUGGCCAGUGUUUCUCACAAGUUGCCUCUCAAGCCCACGAGGAAAGCUCACCACGCCGAUCAGGAGCCUGUCUAGCGGUUAUACUACAAAGUUCUGUGUAAAUCUGAAAGUCUUCAAGUUUAAUAUUCUCUGUUCUGUGUUCUUCCUUAGACAACUUCAUAUUGUCAACAACUUUUCUCUGCCGAAACUAAGACUACCUUUUCUAUCUUCUCGAAUUGCUCAAGUCCCUCUGCCCUACCCUGUUACCUGUACAAGACAUUCCUAUCAAGACGCAUUAGGCAUCACCCGGCACGGUAGCAGUGUCCACGGAAGAAGUAAGACAAGCAGUAGGAGCAGCAUCAGGUUCGUGACGUGGACAGCGAACAUCUGGGUCAUCCCGUGGUGAUCACAGCAUCCCUGUGGUAGCCUGGCAGCGCAGCAGCCGUCCUCACUACAAGUGUUACACAAGUGGUAGGCUGCGGCAGCUGACCUCCGGCAGCAAGUGGCGACUCUCGUGACGCGGCCAACUUUCACGUGAAGCAACGUGUGGGUUUCAUCACUGGGACAAGAGCGAGUCUGCCUCUUAUACCCGGCCGCGCAGGACAGUGGCUCACUGCGGUGCCCAGCCGGCAGGCGUCCAGCCACACGCCCCCGCUGCUCACCUCCCUCAGGAAAGUGAAAGUAAGGAGAGCAGUCGAGCCAGCCCACGCCCCCAGUCUUCGAGGAGUGUGAAACAAGAGAAACAGUCGUCCUCCACUGGUGUGAAGUCAGCGUGAAGGAGAAUCACACCCUGCUGUCUACUUUGACGCUUGGCUUAGCACCACAACCUCCAGCAUCAAGCCACCGACUACAACCUGUGUCAAUAGAAAGUGUUUGAGCGCCAGAGGUAUCAGUAAGGCGCGCCGUUAGUGUGUGUGGAACCAGUGAAGGGAGUGGAGUGUCCCAAGGAGUGAGAACGAUAAGUGUUUACGGUUAGUGUCAGUGAUAUAUUUGCCCUACGUGUUCACCAUUCUAGUGAUACAGUGUUACCACCAUGCCCGCCUUCCAAGGAACCAAAGUUGCGUUUCAUCCAGAGAUGCACAUGAUGCAUAACCCUCGCGCUCGGGAGAUGCUCUACGCUCGGGGCAAAGCUUCCCCCAUGGUGCACCCUAUGUUCGACGCACUCAAGACCCGUCACGCCCAAGAUAAGCACGACUACGCUCGCAUGAUGAAGUUGCGGGACCUGAAGAAGAUGGCUGGAGAGUGUGGAUAUCCCACCUUUGACAGUCUGAAGCUUCUGGGAGCAGAAAACGACGCUAACUACCUGGACGUCUUCAUGAGUGACGGCACGAGGCCGCGCAUGCGCAGCAACUCCCACACUUCCAAAGGCAGUAGCAAACGCAACAGUAAUGUCGACGUGGAAAAUAUUAAGAAGACCUUAUUGGGUAGUCUUCGUUCUGCCGCCAGCGACGAGAACAUCUACGAGUCUGUGGAAGUUAUUCAGUACCGGAAAACUGUUGAAGCCAUAAGUCGCCAGAAUAAGGUGCGCUCAGUGCCAAAGACUGGUCACCCUCUGUUCGACCACCUGAGGGUGGAGAACGUGUUGAAGCCCCGCCGUCAGCAUUCUGGCGAGCACCACCAACAUCAUCACCACCAUCACCGUCGCAGCGAAACUCACAACAGCGACGGUGGCAGCAACAGCCACAGCUCUUCGGGAUCUGGGGAUGAGUUCGACUACGCGAAAAAGCCCAACUGUCGCUUUUCUCGCCGCGAGGUGCUGAUGACUUCGCAGACGCUCAAGAAACACCCGAAGGAGGCGCGCCCCCAGAAACAUUCCAGAGAGCAAGUGGCAGAAGCUGGCUCUGAAUCUGACGAUGACUGGGCGAUUCCAAGACCCAAGAUUUGCGGACGCAACCGACGGACGGGUGCUACGGGCCUCAUGAACACCGUCGGUCAGGAUGAGUCCGAUAGCUCAAGUAAGUCGACGGGUCUUCGGUGACGCACACGCCCAUCCUUCGCACCGCCCACGCUGUAGACGCCUGCCUCCCCCGGGAGCCCAGCACUGCACGCCUCGCCUGGUGGCCCCGUGCCCCGAGGGCCGCACCCACGGCAUCUCUAUUUUUUUUGUCAUGUAUGCUGGAGCUAUGCGGCCCACGGCCCAUGUCUGCGGGCCAUGGGCCACGCUUGACCGUAAACUGCCUGCAGAAAGUGAGAUCCACCAUUUAAGUUAGCCUGUGGUGCGGCCCGUGUCCUCCCGGCUCCUCUGUCAGAGAGCCUCGGAUGGGUGCCACGCCGGGCCGGGGCUCUCCGCCGUCAGCGCCCCCCGGCUCGCAUGUGAGGGCCAGCUGGCCAGUGGCACCGUCUCGUGGGCUGACCAUCACCGGCCAGCUGGCCACUCGGAGCGGGAGGGCGAGACGGGCCAAGUGUGAGUGUGCACGGAGCACUGCCUGCGCCAGUGUUAGUCUUGACACACGUGCAUCACUCACGCAGCACUACACUGAACACAAAAAGACACCCACACCCACCCACCCACCCUGUACAUCCCAUGUACAUAGUUGUACAGCUAUUACUUACAUGCAUUGAUUGUUUCUUUGUUUAUGUUUGAAUGUUGCAGCUGAAUGUCAAUUGGUUGAUUAGCUUAAGUAGAGAUAAGCCUAUCCUAUACCUGGUUCUUUGUCUGUAUUUAUCACCUGUGUUGGUUCAGUGUACACCUGGGACAGUCCUGUGCGUCUGCUCCUUAUGAUGAAUCUUGUAUCAGUCGACCUGGGCAUUGUGCUUCAAUAAAAGAGGUAGAGGGAACAAAAUUUGUUUCAUUCU